GAUGCACAGAGAGAUGCACACAGAGAUGAACAGUAACAGCAGCUGAGCACUUGCUGUAUACCAGGUCUCAGGCCAACUGCCGGUCGGGGACGGGGAUGCUGUCUUAUGGGAGGCUUCAGAGGUGACGUACCCUGCGUGAGGGAGUUAGGCUGCCCACUCAGGCCAACGGAUUUUCGAGUAUGCUGGCCCAGUAUAGUUAGGGGCUGAAAUUAUAAAAGUGCCUAUCAUAUAAUUUUUGUUGGUUUGGCAGCUGUGGGUGCUGUUUUUCCACUGUAACUACAAUCCUGCUGGAAGUGCACAGCAUGGGAAGGUAUUACACAAGCCGCUUCAGCGUUUGCCCCUGGUGGCCACCAUGUGCCUCUUAGAGGCUGCCUGCGCAGCUUUAACAAAGCAACAGAACUGAAGAAAAGAAUGUGUGUUGCUUUCUGGGUAAAAUAUUGUUUUUUAUUCCAGUUUGCUCAUCUUUUAUCCUUUUAGGAUUGUAGCUUUUUAAAAAUGCACCUGUGAUUUAUAUUCCCUUUGAGGGUAAGGUGGAGUCCUGCAUUUCUGGGCCUUCUUCUGUGUCUUGCACACACAGUGCUUCAAAUGAAAAUGCAGUGCAGGUGGGCUGGUGCCCUCACCAGGGUAGCAGAGGCCCAUGCCGGGCUCAGAGUCAGUGGGUGAUAAGGAAGGAGGUAUUGACUGGGGAAUCUGGAAAAGAAACAGGCAGAAGUAGAAUGAGCCAGUUCUCAUUAGUGGGGUGCUCUUGGGGAGAGCAUGGGCUCUACCCAGUGAUUCAGAAGGGGUCUUGAGCCCUCAAAUGAAUUACAUCCUUCAUGCCUAUCACUUGCAGCUCCUCUCUGAGGCAACCAACUCAUCCAGACUUGCUUCUCCUGGCUUUAAAACCCCAAGACUUGCAUCCUGGGAAACCUUUCUGUGCCGGGCAAACAAGGACCAGCUGGCUAUGGAGUUUCACAGCAAGAUGAUUCAAGAGCCUUGUGGUGACCUUGGGGGUGUGAAUGUGGUGACCUGAGCUGCAGUUUCUUCUCUGGAACCCCGGGUUUUUUUUUCAGUGACAGGAUUUGGGAGCCUCCUGAAUGCCAUCGUCCUUCCUACCUGUGGGUGCUGUCGGCCCUGCAUAGGCUUGGGGAGGUCCUUUCUGGCUAAACAAAGCAGGUGCAGAUGGUGCCCCUGCUUCUGGUGGCUGGGGUACAGGGACUGUCCUGAACCUUACGUGCUCCACCUUUUUGAUCUUGGGCCCGUGGCCAUGAAACAGAGAGAAUUUGGAGCCCUAGCCAGAAUGGAGUUGGCCUCACACCUCCACUCCUUGAUUCUAGAAAAAUCAGUCUGGGCCGCCGCAGUGGCGAUUUUUAGUGUGUAUGUGGUGAACAAAGCUGGCGGCCUGAUCCACCGGCUGGACAGCUACGCACCAAGGGCUGAGGCUGAGAAAACUUCCAGUCACCCUCUUGAUCUGCUGCUCAAGCUGCAUGACGAGCGUGUCCUAGCUGCCUUCGGCCAGCACGACACCAUCUGGGUGGGCCACAGGUUGGCCAUCAAUGGCGUGGACGUGAAUGGCAAGUUCAUGGCUGAUGGGAAAGAGGUGCUGGGGUACUUGAGCAAUCCUGCCAAUUACCCGGUGUCUAUUCGAUUUGGCCGACCUCGCCUCACCUCCAAUGAGAAGCUUAUGUUGGCCUCUAUGUUCCACUCACUGUUCGCAAUCGGUUCCCAGCUGUCUCCAGAACAGGGCAGCUCAGGCACUGAGAUGCUGGAGACCGACUCGUGCAAACUGCACUGCUUCCAGACACUGACAGGGAUCAAGUUUGCGGUGCUGGCAAAUCCUAGGCAAGCGGGAAUAGAUUCUCUUCUCCAAAAGAUUUAUGAGAUCUACUCAGACUUUGCCCUCAAGAAUCCAUUCUACUCCCUGGAAAUGCCCAUCAGGUGUGAGCUGUUUGACCAGAACCUGGAGUUAGCCCUAGAGGUGGCAGAGAAGGCUGGAACUUUUGGACCUGGAUCACAGGCUGAGCCUGCAAUGGAUCCCCCACAUUUUGGGAUAUCCUGCAGCAGGGAUCCUGCUGUUUCCGUUCCAAUGGAGAGGCCCACAGCUUUGUUAGUGCCCUUGGAGAUGGGAGGAUGCUGAGCCUGAUGACAUGUACUGAUCCCUGAGCCUUAAUACACGCUCUCUGCGCUCCUGUAUUUCUUGUGGGCUACUUCCCAACUCUGUACAGGUUUAUUUAUGGAGCCAUUAGGCCCAUAAAUGCUAAAUAAAUAAACAUUCCUUUUACCUGGAAAAAAAGAAAAAAGAAAAAUCAGACUGAAACUUAGGCACAUUGCAUAGCACCUGUUCCCCACGUGAUCAUGUGUUUGUUAAGCACUGGACCUUUUCUUUAUUGUCCAGUGAGAGCCAUC
Molecule: messenger RNA, 2385 nt
Organism: Nyctereutes procyonoides (raccoon dog)
Lineage: Eukaryota; Metazoa; Chordata; Mammalia; Carnivora; Canidae
Product: trafficking protein particle complex subunit 4-like
Biological process (GO): endoplasmic reticulum to Golgi vesicle-mediated transport
Cellular component (GO): TRAPP complex
Source: RefSeq, a predicted model, not a curated record